ACUUCUAAGGACGACUAAACAGUGUUCACUGUCGGCAACUUUGCGGCACUCACGAGGGUUGUCUCUCGUCACACCACAAUAGUGAGAGAACCAGAAGCUACAAGCCCGGAAAAGAUGGCGUCGAGGAGUAUCAGCAUGGGUCAGACGACGAGGCCGUCCAUGUCGUCUAGCUCUGGUAACGCGAUGAAGACGCGGCAGUUGACACAUCUUCAUUCUCAGCUGGCGCAGCUGUCUGCCAACCUCUCUGACACGGAGAACCUGGUCCGCAUGACGAGCGUCCAGGCCGAGAGUAUGCGGGGGUUGGGGGCGUGGCAUGGUGGCAUGUUCAUGGCUGCGAGUAAGGUGCUCGGGGAAGAGGCCAUCAACCGCGAUGCAGCGGCACAGGCGAGGGGUGGCCAGAGAUGAGAGAGGCCCUUGGAGACUUGAGGAGAGAAACAUGAACCGAAGCUGAGAGGUUGUGGCUCAACGCCGCUAGCCCGUCAGAGGCUCUUUUAUGCGUCGUUGCGGGAAUAGGAAGACGCUAUCUGGCUGGGUUACUUAACGAUCAAUGAAUUUCGAGUAUGACACAGUAUGUGCCCACUUCAUGCAGGACGUGCGAGGUUCCAUUCUUGUGAUGCAAUGGUGCCGGAGUUGAAAGCACUCGCUUCGAAUGAAACUUUUAAAUGGG
Molecule: messenger RNA, 667 nt
Organism: Colletotrichum phormii
Lineage: Eukaryota; Fungi; Ascomycota; Sordariomycetes; Glomerellales; Glomerellaceae
Product: DASH complex subunit Hsk3 like-domain-containing protein
Exons: 3
Coding region: 115-405 (96 amino acids)
Biological process (GO): attachment of spindle microtubules to kinetochore
Cellular component (GO): DASH complex
Molecular function (GO): microtubule plus-end binding
Source: RefSeq, a predicted model, not a curated record